GGGCGUUACUUUAAAAUAGCGCGAGUAGCAGUAAACAGUUCAAGUGUCCCUGCUAAAAAAAACACCACACGCACGGGAGGAAUGAAAUAGUUGACAUAGUUUAAGUGUACCUUCGGAUGAGCGCUUUACGUUUAACCAUGCGUAGGGUGAAGAAUGAAGCUCUCGAAAUGGUGGAAAACGUGAAGCCGAAGCGGAAGAGGACGCGUGCAAAAGACGAAGAACCGUCAGGUGUUGCUUCGGCCUCCACGUACCAUAAGUUCCGUAGGCCUGCCGAAGUUAGCCGCCUGCGGACUCACCUCCUCAGCUGGUACGAGCUGGAGAAGAGAGAGCUGCCCUGGAGGACUCUGGCCCGAAUAGAGACUGAUGUCAACAUAAGAACUUAUGCGGUGUGGGUGUCAGAGAUCAUGCUGCAACAGACCCAAGUCGCCACAGUGAUAGACUACUACAAGAAAUGGUUGAAGCGUUGGCCCACAGUUUCGGAUCUUGCAGUUGCGACGCUAGAGGAGGUGAAUCAGAUGUGGGCGGGCCUUGGCUACUAUUCACGAGGGAAGCGUCUGCACGAAGGUGCUCAAAAGGUGGUGUCGGAGCUCGGGGGACGGAUGCCCGACACGGUGGACGAGCUGCUGAGACAACUACCAGGAGUGGGCCGCUACACUGCCGCGGCCGUCGGCUCCAUCGCGCUGGGCCAUGUUACGGGAGCCGUGGACGGCAACGUGAUCCGGGUGCUGUGUCGCAUGAGGGCCAUCGGGGCCGACUGCACAAGUCCUGCAGUCACAGAGGCACUUUGGGCCCUGGCGAACACGCUGGUGGACCCUGAGCGACCAGGGGACUUCAACCAGGCCAUGAUGGAGCUUGGGGCCCGAGUCUGCACCCCGAAGGGGCCGCUGUGCCAGCAGUGUCCUGUACGCGCUCACUGCCACUCUUACCUCAAGGCUCAUGCCAGACAAGAGCAGAAUUCCAGGAAGCCGUCGGGGUCAAAGGACACGAAGCCUCCAGCACUUCCCGAUAUCGAAGACUGCAGUGCCAGUGGAAUAUGCCCGCUGUGUCCAAGCGAGCCUUGGGACGAGGAGCUGGGGGUUCAGAACUUCCCGAGAAAGCCGGCCAAGAAGCCCCCCAGGGUGCAGCGAACCGUGACGUGUGUGCUGACUCGACAUGGAGAAGAAGGCGAGGAGGAGUUCCUGCUCAUGCAAAGGCCAAAUAAAGGGUUGCUGGCGGGCUUGUGGGAGUUUCCCAGUCUUCUGUUGGAAAAGGAGGACCAUUCCGACAAGAAACACCAGGCGGCACUGUGCGCCCACCUCGACGAGAUCCUGGGACCGUUGACUGAAAACUCCCUUCACUAUGUGGGAGAAGUGCUUCACGUCUUUUCGCACAUCCGGCAGACGUACGUGGUCCACACUUUGCGUGUGGGAGGCGGCGGCGGCGGCGGCGACCACGCGCGGCCGCGGACGGCGAACGUGCGGUGGGUCAGCAGGUCGGCGCUGCAGGAGGCCGCCGUGUCCACGGCGGUAAAAAAGAUUGUGAAGCUUUGUGACUCCGCGGGCCUUCCGAAGGAGCGGACCUCCCCGUAUGCGAAGAGGCAAAAGAAAAGACAACGCGGCACAAAGAAAGCCAAAGCCAGCGACAAGCAACUGUCGCUCACGUCUUUCUUCAGGACCACCAAGCAGGAACCCUGCUGAGUAUUUGACAUGCUGUAUUUGGACGGACUGCGCGGUACAGUUGAAUCGUGCGCCUAACAGUGAAGCCGGAAAAUAGUGACAGGCAGGGUUGCAAAUAAGUGUCUGGUUCAACUCGAGGGGUUUCGCAAAUACAGCGGAACCCCGCAUACUUGCAGUUUGGCACCGGCACAUUCACUUAGCCGCUGAUUUGCUGUAUUUUUUUCCUUCCAUUUUGAAUUUUCUUCCCC
Phyllopteryx taeniolatus (common seadragon) is the source of this 1903-nucleotide messenger RNA. It is a transcript of the gene mutyh, whose product is annotated as mutY DNA glycosylase. Gene Ontology annotation, cellular component: nucleus. The record is from RefSeq and is a predicted model, not a curated record. Gene Ontology annotation, molecular function: 4 iron, 4 sulfur cluster binding; oxidized purine DNA binding; purine-specific mismatch base pair DNA N-glycosylase activity. NCBI's taxonomy places the organism in Eukaryota, Metazoa, Chordata, Actinopteri, Syngnathiformes, Syngnathidae. The transcript has 15 exons. The coding region runs from base 117 to 1676 and encodes 519 amino acids. Gene Ontology annotation, biological process: mismatch repair; base-excision repair.